Loa loa (African eye worm) is the source of this 1673-nucleotide messenger RNA. Its product is annotated as dnaK protein. The record is from RefSeq and is a predicted model, not a curated record. NCBI's taxonomy places the organism in Eukaryota, Metazoa, Nematoda, Chromadorea, Rhabditida, Onchocercidae. Gene Ontology annotation, biological process: protein refolding; cellular response to unfolded protein; vesicle-mediated transport. Bases 168 to 1517 code for a protein of 449 amino acids. Gene Ontology annotation, cellular component: plasma membrane; cytosol; cytoplasm. The transcript has 11 exons. Gene Ontology annotation, molecular function: heat shock protein binding; misfolded protein binding; ATP-dependent protein folding chaperone.
CUUCAGCAACUUCACUUCCUCAAUGUUUAUUCCAUCCUAAACUAAUCCAUUCAAAUUCAACAGUAGCAUACGUAGUCAAAUAGAAGUAACACGUAAUCGUACGACUGUUACACCACGAUGAUGUCAUCUACAUUGUAACGACGUCAUAUUUGGAGAUUUCGACGCAUAUGUCUUUCUCGUUAUCAUUAUUGGGCACAUCUUUAUUGUCACUGCUUCUGGCUGGUUAUUUGGCUCGGAAGUAUGGAUUACCUCCUCCAGCACCUAAAAUUGCUGCUAUCGAUUUGGGCACAACAUUUUCAUCAAUCGGCAUAUAUCAGGCUGUCACUGGGGCGACAGAUAUAAUUGCUGAUGAAACGGGACGACAGAGUAUUCCAAGUGUUGUUGCAUUUUUGCCAAAUGGUACUGUGAUAGUGGGUUCAAAAGCUGUUGAACAGCAAGAGCACAAUCCUUCACGAACAAUAUAUGAUGCCAAACGUUUCAUUGGCAGAAAGUUAUCUGAAGACGACCCGCAAUUUCAGGUUGAUAGGAAACGAUAUCCGUUUAAAAUUGAGUUAGACGUAGAAGGGCGAGCAUUGUUUGUUAUACCAUUGGAAAAUAAUGUUAUCAAAAAAUUAAGACCAGAAGAAGUUGGUGCCAUAAUAAUAAAUUAUCUUCGAAAAGCAGCCGAGAAGAAAUAUGAAACAGAAAUCAUUCGGGCGGUUGUCUCUGUCCCAGCUGAAUUCGAUGAUGAGCAGCGGAAUGCUACUUCACUAGCUGUUGAAAAAGCCGGAAUGGAAAGUCGGCGUGUGAUUAGUGAGCCAACCGCAGCUGCCCUUGCUUAUGGUUUACAUAAGAAAAAAGACGUUCAAUACAUUGUUGUAGUCGAUCUAGGUGGCGGUACAUUAGAUGUCUCGAUAUUGUGGUUGCAAGGAGGCGUGUUUAUGACUGUAGCGAUGGCUGGUAACAAUAGACUUGGCGGGCAAGAUUUUAAUGACCGUGUUCAGAAUCAUUUAAUGCAGCAUAUAAAAAAGAAUUAUGGCAAAGUGCUUGAUGACAAGGAAGAUAUCCAACAGUUACGACUUGCAAUUGAAGCUGCGAAAAUUCAGCUUACUGCACUUCCCGUCACUAACGUUGAUUUAAAUUUACGGUCACUGGGAAAGAUGCAUUACAGACUUACACGCAACGACUUCGAAUUUUUGAAUGAAGAUUUGUUUGAAAGUAUCACAGAACCAAUAGAAGCAGCAUUAAAUGACGCGGAAAUAAAGGCAUCCGAUAUUGACGAAAUUGUACUGGUUGGUGGUUCAACUCGCAUUCCACGUGUGCGUUCUGUUGUUGGUCGCUAUUUCGGCAAGGCACCAAAUCAUGGUGUUAAUCCGGAACUGGCUGUUGUCACUGGUGCUUCCGUACAAGCCGGUGUAAUUGGUGGCGGUUGGCCUCUUCAGGUAUCCGCUAUAGAAUUACCGGCGAGACGCAGGAAGCAUCACAUCUUCACAGGACAGAAGAAAUCAAACCAGUCCGCUAAGCAUUCUCAAGGAUGAGAAUUUCUGAUAUUAGGAAUUCAUAUUUUGAGAAUGCGCUGUCGAGAAUGUAGAUGUAUUACUCGUUGAGCUUGCAGAUUUUUCAACCUUUCCAUAAUUGUGCAAACAAUUUCUGUAUCUUGGGCAUUAGUGAACUUUGUUCUUUCGCGUUUCUAC